This is a messenger RNA of Lasiodiplodia theobromae, 1134 nucleotides long. RefSeq names its product Peptidase m35 deuterolysin. The record is from RefSeq and is a predicted model, not a curated record. The transcript is spliced from 4 exons. Bases 1 to 1134 code for a protein of 377 amino acids. Gene Ontology annotation, molecular function: metalloendopeptidase activity. Lineage: Eukaryota; Fungi; Ascomycota; Dothideomycetes; Botryosphaeriales; Botryosphaeriaceae. Gene Ontology annotation, biological process: proteolysis.
AUGAGGUUCCUAUCCAACCUCUGCCUUCUUGCGUUUGCAGCUCUAGCUGUGUGCGCCUCGCUCGAUGCUGAGCUCACCUCGGUGGGUGGAUCUGCCAUGGAGGUCAAGUUGACCAACACGGGCUCUUGCGCCGUCAACCUGUUCAACAAAGGCACCCUUCUUGGUGACGUCCCCACCCAGAAGAUUGUUAUGACUUCCGACGGCAUUCUGCUUCCUUUCGAGGGCGUUCGGUUCGCCGCUCCCCGCCCUGGAAAUUACAGCGCCGACUACUUCUCUCACCUUCCCGUUGGCGAGUCGCUUACCGUCCGCUUCGACGCCGCUGAGGAGUAUGACCUCGGCGCUGGUGGCAACUUCACAGCGGUUGCACUUGGCUUCAUUCCCUACGCCGAGGGUUACUCAACGCUCCUCAACGGCAGUACCGUAGCCUACCACAGCAACGACGUUCAGGUUGAGCUUCAACAGGCUCUAGCCAACUCGACCAAGACAGCUCGGAGUAGGUUCAUCUCGGGAGUCGAUGUCAAGGACAGUUGCGAAGGAGAUCUCCUCACCCGAGUAGAGGCUGCUAUCAUCGGCGAUGGUGGCUGUACAGAACAGGCAGACAAAGCCGCUGACGAUGCCGGCUCCGACGAGGCGAGCGACUUGUUCAAGCAGUUCUUCAACACCGAGGACCAAGUCUUCAAGGACAGGGUUUCUGAGCGCCUCCGUGCGAUUGCUGACGAAUGCGAAACCAUCGAACAAGGCCCGGUCAAGUUCCACUGUGAGGACGUCCUUGGUUUCUGCAAGAUCGACAACGGCGAAUGGUCUGCUGCCUACGCCUUCGAUGCAUACCAUAUCGUAUGCCUGUGUGACGUAGCUUUCGAUUUACCGUCGCUCACCCAGACAUGCCACGAUCUCGAUCUGACUGGGGUCAUGAUCCAUGAGCUCUCACACUUGUCCCGCGUAUUCAGCCCGGACACCCACGACUACGCAACCGAAUGGCCUAAUGCAGCCAACUUGCCAGCGGACAUGGCAACCGAGAACGCGGACACGUACCGACUCUACGCUCAAGCCGUCUAUCUCGGAUGUCCUGUCGAGGAUGAGGCGGCCAACGACAAUGAGGAGAGCACGACCAACGACAACGACAAAUCAAAGUGA